UACAACCGACACCACUCACCACCGCAGUCACAGCAGCAUCUCAUGCCUCCACCUGCUCCGGGAUAGACAGCCGUCCCUCCGUCAGUCCCUGUGUCCGUCCGUGUAGUGCAGCAGUCAGGAGGGUGGGAGCCUGAAGCGUCCAGGUGAAGAUGCUGGAAAACGGGAGGAAGGUGUUCAAGGAGGGUCUGCUGGAGAAGCGGAGCGACGGGCUGCUGCAGCUCUGGAAGAAGAAGCACUGCGUCCUGACCGAGGACGGCGUGCUGCUGCUGCCGCCCAAGCAGCACGACCACCCGCAGCACCACCAGCCGCACCACGGCGGCGGGGACACGGGCAAAGUCAAGGAGCUGCACUUCGCCAACAUGAAGACGGUGGACUGCGUGGAGCGUAAAGGCAAGUACGUCUACUUCACGGUGGUCAUGAUGGAGGGGAAGGAGAUCGACUUCAGGUGCCCGCAGGACGAGGGCUGGAACGCGGAGAUCACCUUGCAGAUGGUCCAGUACAAGAACCGGCAGGCGAUCCUGGCCGUCAAGUCCACCCGGCAGAAGCAGCAGCUGCUCGUCGUGCAGAUGCCCGGCCAGAAGACGGUCCGCAGCUCGCCAAACGUUGCGUGACCUGCGGCGAGUCCCGCGGACACUGGUGCGCCAUUAGCGGUUAAUUGGACACUCAGCUGGAGGAUGAAUAUCGACCCGGGCUGCAUCUCCCCCUGCCGCUUCACCAUCGAGCUCCAUUCUCCAGGAGAACCCCUCUUCCAUGUAGUGGUUUCCACAGACCAGAACCCCGUUCUUUUUCAAUACAGAGACUUAUUUCACAAAAGACUGAUGGACAAAAAGCAUGUGAGAAAACAGCUGUAUUCUACCGUGCGAUUGGUUAUCCCUUAUUUAUUAGAUGUGUAUAUAUCUUUUAUAUAAAAAAAUGUUAUGUUGUUGAUGAAUGUUCAGUGUGGUUGUUGCUAGAGUGGAACAGGAAAUACUCGCUCGCAGGUUCAUGAGUCCAUUGGGAAUAAGCUUUCAUUAUUAUCCUAGGAUGUUUGCUGUAGGUUAGUCGAAUCAGUUCUUUAUUGGUAAUAUGUCUCAUUGUCCAUGUUUUCAUUUUUCAACUGAACCAAAGAAUCAUUUCAUUACAUUUCUCUCUCUUGUGCAGUGUUACACAGAAUAUACUACACUAAAAUACCACAGAUACUGUAUAUGACGAGAUGCCUGCUUGACCGAUACAUGAUUUGUUUUAAGUGCUUGAUUUAUUACAGUACAACUUAGUAUUUUCAUUAUGUUCAUCAAUCAUUUUCCAUCAUUUUGUUUGGCUGCAUUCAUAGAUACAAAAGCGAUCCGUUGCUUUCUUGUGAGUCUUAAAUCUGAGUAAGAUACUGGUUUAUUACCCACAGUUUGUUUCUUGUGGUAACAGAGAAGGGCUUAGUCGUGGUGAAUAGGUAACAUGCACAGUGGAGUUUUUGUUAUAUUGGACAAUUUUCAGAAGCUGAGUUGCUCCAAAGUCAAUUUCACUGGUUGUAUUAAGUCCUAGUGAGUGGAGCCAAAUAACCACAGCAAGCUAACACCAGACUGAAACUGAAAAAUAAACCCUUAAACUAAACCUGACAAAACAGAAACAAAAAGGGAAAUACAUUUUCAGUCUCUUCUUGGUCAAAACAGGAGAUGCUAUCACGGCUUAUUAGCUGUGUUGCUAAGUAUAAACUGGCUAACCGUCACAGUGUGCGCUAAGUAGCUUCCUAACCUACAGUUAGCAAACUACCAAGUCAGACACAGCAUGUUAGCCUAUAGCUAGCUAGCUACAGUGGUUGACAACUUUCUGUGCAAGCACCAUGUAUUUCCUAAAAAUGUGUGGAUAUCUCUGCACUUUGGUGCUUUCUGGUGUGACAGCGCCUUUAGAAGAGCUGGAUAUGUCAUAAGAUGGCGCCCGUUAUAUUAGGGAGUUCAGCUGAAAAUGUGUUUUGGACCUAAAGCACAGCUGUUCUGUGCUGAGCUGACUGACUUCCUGCACAGCUCCUCCUGAGUUCUUAAUUUUAUUAGACCCAAACGGCUUGAAUUUGGAUAAUACAGUAUUUCUGGGCCAGUAGAUGUCACAUUACAUGCAGUUCCUAUAAUGGCCACUGUGCAAAACUUGUCUCAAAUCCCAGUGCUGGUCCUGGGGACUCUGGUGAAACCACAACACCAAUUGUAGCACUAUGCUGCAAGGUUUUGUAGCUUCCUUAUCUCUUGGAAAACAAUGGCUCAAGCCUUUGCGUAGAAUUACUCUCUCCAAUAUUUCUAAUGUCUCUUGGCUACAAAAUGGUAUAGGCCAGAAAGGUUGUUUUUUUUUUUCAAAAGCUUGGCUUUAUCAUCCAUACAGUGGAUUUUGUAUUUAGCUUGCUAAUUAGCUUAACUAAGCUAAAACAGACUCUUCCACUGACCUUUGCUGCAACCAGUCAGAGUAUUUCUGUCUCUGCUGCAACUCGGCCUCUGACAAAUGUUCAUGAAACUCUCUCUAAUCUGCAAGUUCAAUAUUUUAGGGCACAAAAUGAUUUUCAUGAGGAAAUAGCAGGCUAAAUAACGUGAUUGUUGUGAAGCUUCUGAAGGGGGUGAUACACGCGGCAGCAUUUAGUGGGACAUGACAGGCAACAGUCUCAGAAAUUGCCUCUGUAUUGUACAUUUCAUGAUAGAGGGUUGUCUUGCUGUCAGGAAACAUUUCAUUUCACUGUGGCUCAUGUUGUUUCCUGUUUGCUGGAAGAGUUUCCCACUGCUUCUCCCCACUCGCCAGUGUAUCACCGCCAACACAUGCCUCUGUGUUGCUGUCAUCUCGCGCGCGGGGUUAUAGCUGUGCCCUUUAUCUAAUGCAAAUGGUGUGAUGCUUUUCUGACAUACCUUCCUGUUGCCAUCAUUACACAUACAGUUUUAGCUGCACCCUUUGUAGCCACUGUCCAAUUUCUUAUUUCAACGUGAGAUCUAUUUUCAUACCUUGAGAAGAUACAUUCCAUUAAAAAAA
Seriola dumerili (greater amberjack) is the source of this 2973-nucleotide messenger RNA. It is a transcript of the gene phlda1, whose product is annotated as pleckstrin homology like domain family A member 1. The transcript is spliced from 2 exons. The record is from RefSeq and is a predicted model, not a curated record. NCBI's taxonomy places the organism in Eukaryota, Metazoa, Chordata, Actinopteri, Carangiformes, Carangidae. Gene Ontology annotation, biological process: positive regulation of apoptotic process. Gene Ontology annotation, molecular function: phosphatidylinositol phosphate binding. The coding region runs from base 150 to 611 and encodes 153 amino acids.